Messenger RNA from Thamnophis elegans (Western terrestrial garter snake), 583 nucleotides. Its product is annotated as killer cell lectin-like receptor subfamily B member 1B allele B. The coding region runs from base 86 to 523 and encodes 145 amino acids. Lineage: Eukaryota; Metazoa; Chordata; Lepidosauria; Squamata; Natricidae. The record is from RefSeq and is a predicted model, not a curated record. The transcript is spliced from 4 exons.
GAGAACUCCAGAUGUUCAGGAUAACAUACCUGCUACUGUAACAAAGCCGCAAGUCAUCAAAGCGCCAGCUGGAAAAGAAUGCAACAUGUUGCGGCAAUUUCUGUGUAAGCCCCCUUGUGACAAUUCCAAAGGGAAUUUCAAGCUGUGUCCCAAAGAUUGGCAGCUUCAUGGAAACAAAUGCUAUUGGAUCUCAGGGGAGAAACAAACCUGGAAUGACAGUAGAGACGAUUGCAGAGCCAAAGAUUCUGAACUUGCAGUUUUGAAAGAAGAGGCAGAACUGCAUUUCAUCCAGCGUAUCACCAAUGGAGCACAACUGUGGUGGAUAGGACUCUCUGCAAACUUCAGCACCCGUGAAUGGAUGUGGGUGGACAAUUCCCUAUACACCGGUGAUAAGGAGGGGCUGCCAAACAUAACCGAGGUUGAAAGAAACAGCUGUGUGAUGUUGAAGGGAUCCAAAAUCAUCUCAGAAUCUUGCAGUGCUGUGACUAAGUGGAUCUGUGAGAUAGAAACUCUGAUGAUAUAAAUCAUUCAAGAGAAAAACUAGGAAGCUGUUCUGACCCCCCCUCCUUGCUCGUUCAGAAAC